Molecule: messenger RNA, 1707 nt
Organism: Vigna radiata var. radiata (mung bean)
Lineage: Eukaryota; Viridiplantae; Streptophyta; Magnoliopsida; Fabales; Fabaceae
Exons: 3
Coding region: 1-1707 (568 amino acids)
Source: RefSeq, a predicted model, not a curated record
AUGGCUUGUCCAUACUACAUCAAGAUUAGAAUGUUAAGAAAAGAGGGAUUCAAUUUUCUUGAAUUACUGGAGUUCCAAGGUCUGUCAAGUCUCGUCCAAAUGAAAGAUGCGUGGUAUCCUGAUUUGGUGGAAGUAUUUUACCACAAUCUUAAAUUUGAAAAUGGCAUCAUGAGAAAAUGGGAUAGGUCAUGGGCAGAUGCUGCAAGCAGAGGAUCUUUCUUAGACAGGUCACCAGAAGAUGGGAUAAAUCUAAUAGAACGUAAGGUUGUAGAUAAUCAGCAAUAUGGAACAAGAGAAAAUUCAGUAACUUUGCUGAAAGGAGUACAUGAAAUUGAAAACGGUGUAGUUGAUGGAAGGAGGAUAGAUGAAAGAUUGAAUAAUUUAGAAAGCAAACUCGACAAGAUUGCAAGUAUGUUUAAAGCCUCCACUCCACAAAUUGCUAAGAAGUGUGGAAUUUGCAUUUCAACUGAUCACUACACUGAUGAAUGUCCAAGCUUGAUGGAAACUACUGUGGAAAACCCAUCUCAAGUUUUUGCUGCAAACACUUUUGGAGGAAACAGACCAUACCAGAAUUAUCAUGAUUCAUCCUCAAAUAGGUAUCAGCAGAACUGGCAACCUUAUGUUCCACCUCAACAAAGGCAUCAACCUCAACCUGAAAUGUCACUACAAGAUUUCAUGAAAAUAAUGCUUGAGCAAAAUUCAGAGAUCAAGAAAUCAAUUGUAUAUUUGACUCAGAGGGUGAAAAAGUUAGAGGCUAAGGAGUCAAAUAAGCUGCCUGCACAAACAGUGAUCAACCCACAAAAUGUAAGUGCUAUUACUUUAAGAACGGGUAAGCAAGUACAAGGCCCUGAAGGAGUCCAAGAGGAUGAAGAUAAGAAGAAAGAAGANGAACAAGUUGAUGACAAUGGAGGACCAAAUGAACCAUCACCUGAGACUACCACUGAAAAAUCUAGGUUAGUACCUCCUAACUCUUCUUCUAAAAAUUCUUCUUCAUCUUAUUCUCCACCUCCUCCAUAUCCCAAUCGGUUGAAGCUGAGAAACAAAAAAAUGGAGGAGUUAGACCAAGAGAUCUUGAAUACUUUCAAAAAGGUGGAGAUCAACAUUCCCUUGCUAGAUGUUGUUAAGCAAAUCCCCAAAUAUGCCAAGUUUUUGAAAGAAAUUUGCAUAAAUAGAAGGCGGUUUAGGGAUAAUGAGGUUGUGAAUUUGGGAAGAAAUGUGUCAAGCUUGAUUAAGAAACAUAUUAAAAUACCACGAAAAUGCAAGGAUCCAGGUAUGUUUUCUAUUCCUUGUGUUAUUGGGAAUUCAAAGUUUGACAAUGCCAUGCUAGAUUUAGGGGCUUCGAUUAAUGUAAUGCCUUUAUCANUGUUUACUUCUCUAUCUUUGGGACCUCUUAAGACUACUGGUGUGGUCAUUCAACUGGCCAACUGUAGAACAUUUAACCCUGUAGGUGUGCUUGAGGACGUGCUUGUCCAAGUAGACAAGUUAAUUUUUCCUGCAAAUUUUUAUAUCUUGGACAUGAAGGAUGAUGAAGGAAUCAGUCCAACAACUAUUAUCUUGGGAAGACCCUUCAUGAUGAUAGCACGAACCAAGAUAGAUGUGCAUGCAGGAUCAUUGACAUUGGAGAUAGGAGACGAGAAAGUGCGCUUCAACGUGUUGGAAUCUGGGAACUGUCCAAUUUGCAUUUCUAGUGACCUAACAAUAGCUUGA